CCUUUUUUGAGCGUUAACAGUCAUGCCAUUCGUCAAGGAGCAAAAGAACAAGGCCUACUUCAAGCGUUUCCAAGUCAAGUACAGAAGAAGAAGAGAGGGAAAGACUGACUACUAUGCUCGCAAGCGCUUGGUUGUUCAGGCUAAGAACAAGUACAACUCCCCCAAGUACAGACUUGUCGUCCGUUUCACCAACAGAGACAUUAUCUGCCAAGUCGUCUAUGCUAAGCUCCAAGGUGACCAUGUUCUCACCGCUGCUUACGCUCACGAGCUUCCCCGUUAUGGCAUUAAGGGUGGUUUGACCAACUGGGCUGCUGCUUAUGCUACCGGUCUCCUUGUUGCUCGCCGUACUCUCGCCAAGCUCGGUCUUGAUGAAAAGUACGAGGGUGUCACCGAACCCGAUGGUACUGUCUCCAUGACCGAGGCUAUCGAGGAUGGACCUCGCCCCUUCAAGGCUUUCCUUGAUGUCGGUCUCAAGCGUACCUCCACCGGUUCCCGUCUUUUCGGUGCCGUCAAGGGUGCCUCCGAUGGUGGUAUCUACAUUCCCCACGGUGAGAACCGUUUCCCUGGUUUCGACAUUGAGAGCAAGUCUCUUGAUGCUGAACUUCUUCGCAACUACAUCUAUGGUAUCCACGUUGCUGAGUACAUGGAGUACCUCCAAGACGAAGAUGAGGAGCGUUAUAGAAAGCAAUUCGCCACUUUCAUUGCUGAGGGUAUCACCUCUGAUGAAGUCGAGGAUAUGUACACUGAGGCUCACGCCGCCAUCCGUGAAGACCCUAGCGCUAAGCCCACCGAGAAGAAGAAGCCCGCUGCCGGCGAAAAGGUCAAGGCCUACAAGAAGCAGCGCCUUAACAAGAAGCAGCGUGAUAACAAGGUUCUCCAGAAGAAGCUUGCCUGGGAAAAGAAGAACCUUGAAUAAGUUUUUCCUUACUAGGCUGUCACAAUGCCCCAUGUAUGAUUUCCUCCUCUCUACACACUUUUCAUCACCCCCAAUAAAAUGCAUCUUUUGUAAUACUCCACAUG
Messenger RNA from Umbelopsis ramanniana AG, 1020 nucleotides. RefSeq lists its product as uncharacterized. The record is from RefSeq and is a predicted model, not a curated record. Gene Ontology annotation, biological process: ribosomal large subunit assembly; translation. Gene Ontology annotation, molecular function: structural constituent of ribosome; 5S rRNA binding. Gene Ontology annotation, cellular component: ribosome; cytosolic large ribosomal subunit. Bases 23 to 916 code for a protein of 297 amino acids. The transcript is spliced from 5 exons. Lineage: Eukaryota; Fungi; Mucoromycota; Umbelopsidomycetes; Umbelopsidales; Umbelopsidaceae.